Molecule: messenger RNA, 336 nt
Organism: Cooperia oncophora
Lineage: Eukaryota; Metazoa; Nematoda; Chromadorea; Rhabditida; Trichostrongylidae
Source: the annotation of a GenBank genome assembly
CGUCCGGCACAUUUCAAAUAUGAUGUCUCGUUGGACGAUCCUGUAGCGGAGUCGUUCUUUGUUGACGUUUGGCAAAACACCGCACGUAACAAUAUGCUCAUUUAUGAAGAGGUGUUCCGCACAUAUCCAACGGAUAAUGUGGAGACCUUCGAGGAGUUUGUAAAAUGGACGGGACAAAUGCCUCUGGCCGAAUAUUCACCUCAGCAAGCUCAGGAAAAGCUGAGGGAUGUAAAUGGUGUCUUGGUGGAAUUCCCUUUGAAUUUCUUAUGCAAAGCAAAUUUGACGCCGGGAGUAACGACAAAGGAAGGCCUUGUUCCAAGUGCUGUAUUCACGUGA